Molecule: messenger RNA, 19603 nt
Organism: Podarcis lilfordi (Lilford's wall lizard)
Lineage: Eukaryota; Metazoa; Chordata; Lepidosauria; Squamata; Lacertidae
Source: the annotation of a GenBank genome assembly
GAGCCGAGGCCGAGCGGGGAGCCGCAGACUCGCCGCCUGCCCCGAUGGCCACCCCCGAGGAGGAGAGCGGCGGCGGCGGCGUUGGCCGGCCGGGCGCCCGUCGUCGGGGGAGCUCCCCGCCCGGGGCGCCGGAGCUGAUGCGCGCCUUCGAGGGCUCGGCGGCGGCGGGCCGGGGGCUUCCCCGCUGGGGCUGGCGCCUGUGCCUGGCGCACCGCUUCGCCGAGCGCAGGAAGCCCUACCAGGCCUCCGACGUCUCGGCCGCCGACGCCGUCAAGCACCUGGGACUCGCGCUCAGGUCAGCAGACCCGCCGCCGCCGGGCAGGGGGGGGGGAGCCGCCUUGGGCCGCCCCGUCGGGAGCAGCGCCCCGUGCAAAGGCGCGCCCGGGCAAAGGUGAGCGGGAGGCCGCUUUCCGCCGCAGCCUCGCCGGGCUCGAGCACUGGCGCCGUGCCCGGGGCGCGCUCCCGGAGCUGCGAAAGGGAGACCUCCGGGCGGAGGCGGAGGAGCGCGCCCGGGAGCGGGGCCUCCUUCCCCGGGGCACUCUGGACGUGCGCAGAGGCCCCCGGACCCGGCGGGAGGAAGGCGGCGCGGGGCUCCUCCGGGAUGGGGGGGGUCUCCCUUCGCAGCUGACGCUGGAGAGGAGCUGGAGCCGCCAGGGGAUCUCCUCCUCCUCCUCCUCCUCCUCCUCCUCCUCCUCCUCUUCCUCCUCCUCCUCCUCCUCCUCUUCCUCCUCUUCUGCUGCCCCCCCCCCCGGGUCCAAAGGCGUAACGCGCUGCAUCAGACACGGGAGCCGGAUUUUGCAGCGGCCAACCUGGUGCCCACGAGCAGGACCUGGGCGCUGCAGCAACACUCCCCUCCUGCGGCGCCAGCCACUGGCACUCCGAAACACGAAAGCCUCUGUGGCUACCAAAUAGGGGCUCCAGCGCCCUCAUCUUGGCCAAAAAGGCGCCCCAACAGGAUGCCCCCAACAGUGCCCUUGACAGCCACCCCCCCAAAGCCUUUGGAAGCCCAGCUGCCCUCCGUGACUUAGCCCGGUCCCCUUUGAAAGCCACCCAACCGGAGGGAGGACCCUCGUGGCCUCUGCAGGGACUGGAUUCCAUUGGGUGGGGUUUGUUUAGUUUUACUCCCGGUAGACCCACUGAAGUUAAUGGGCCUAACUUAGCGGAAUGUCACCCAUCCUUUAACUGUGUGCUGGUUCUGGGCCUUUGUCAUCUUAUUUUAUUCUGUUUUUGUUGAUUUGUCACAGAUGUUCUUGCUCUUAUCUGUAAGCUGCUUUGAGUCCCUGUCAGCAAUGAAGGCAGCAUCUAACUAAAUAAAUUGAUGAUGAUGAUAAUAAAUGUGCAGGCUCACACAUGCGCAUGUAAAGAAUAGCAGAGAAUAAAAACAGAUUGCGCGGCUGGGGUGGCCCCUAGCCAGGUUCUAUGAUGCAUCCGUGGAGCUUGGCCGUGACCGUCCAGGUGUGCCUCUCCCUCCAGGUACUUCAGGUGGUGGUACCGGAAGACUCGCGUGGAGAAGAAGCACCCCUUCAUCAACCUCUUCAACUCCCAGCCCCUGCGCCAGAUCUACGGUGAGCAGGGCGGAGCUUGGCUUCUCCUGUGCCCAGGGAGCCGUGCCCAGGGUGACGGGCAGAGCCAGCCAGGGAUUCCCUGCAGUGGGAGGCAGGGAGCAGAAGGGGGCCUGGCUGGGCCGCUGCCGUGGCUUGCUGGCGAAGGGGAAGGGUCUGUCUGCCUCCCGCAGGGCUGGAGCUCACCAGCCCGCCACCCUCGCUUUCCCCACAGGCUGCCCGUUGGGGGGUUUUGGCGGCGGCACCAUCACACGAGGCUGGCGGGGGGACUUCUGCCGGUGGCAGCUGAACCCUGGGCUCUACCACUACAAGACGGUGAUCGCUGACCAGGUGCGUAGCUGUGCGAGGACUUGGCCUCCUGGUCUGUGCCCCUGGGGUGGGCGUGGCAGAGUUGGCGCGGCUGGCCGAGGCUCUGGGGGUCUUGGGACUCUCUGCCCUCUCAGAUCAGCUGCCUUGUUGGCCGGAAACCUGCCUCCCUUCCCUGCCUUUGCUCCCCUGUGCUCAGGCUGCCCCUCACCUGGCUUUCCACCCCCCCCAUACCAGUUCACCGUCUGCCUGCGCCGGAAGGGCCAGACCGUCUACCAGCAGGUGUUGUCGAUAGAGAAGCCCAGCCGCCUGCAAGAAUGGAACUGGGGUUUCUGCGGCCACUACGCUUUCUACCACGCGCUCUACCCCCGCGCCUGGGCUGUCUACCAGCUGCCCGGGCAGGACGUCGUGCUCACCUGUCGGCAGGUCUCCCCCAUCAUCCCUCACGAUUACCAGGUGAGCCUCUUCCGUACCUGUGAAGGUACCUCUGUGGGGCUGAGGGUGAUGGGUUGCAUUGUUCCAUGGCAGGGAAAGAGAGGUGGGGGCACCUGGGAGCCUUUCAGCUCACUUUGUUGGCCCUUUAUUGCAUGCUCAUCCUUUUACUGCGUGCUUUUCUCUGGAGAGAAACUCUUUGCAGAGCAGUUUUUGGGACCAGCUGGGAAAAGCCGGCAGCCCAACAGUGUCCAGGGCCGGAUUUAGGUUUGAUGAGGCCCUCGGCUCCUGAAGGUAAUGGGGCCCCUUUGUAUGUCCAGCUUUGUCAACAACAAAUAGUUGCAGUUUUUGUGUUGAAUAUAUGCUAUAUGGCAAUUUAUGGACCUAAGUGGUAUCUCAAGCCAUUUGCAUAUGUUGCCCUGCAACCAGUCCAUGCAGAAUGUUGGCACCCUAUAUAUAGAAAGGAGCAAAGCAGGGAUAUUUGAGGGAGCAGGCGAGCAGGCGGGGCCCAUGACUUACAUCAUAGGCACCUCCACAACACAAAACAUGGUUGCUGUAUGUAGGUUUUAUUUUAUUUGUUUUUUAUCUUAUAUAUUGGAAAUGUACAUCGUUUCUUUUCCCUUUAAAUUUUUUUGGGGCCCCCAAGAGAGUGGGGCCCUAAGCUAUAGCUUGUUGAGCUUAUAUGUAAAUCUGGCACUGGCUGUGUCCCAUCCUGGCAGCAGUUGGAAGGCUGGCCAGUCCCAGCUUGUAUCUUGAACCAGCACCUCCUGAUUAAGUGGCACUGGGUGAAUUCUUUAGCACCCUGAGGCUCCCCCCUCCAUUGGGGUGUUUGACCCUGGCCCCCUCUCAGAGCGGGGGCCCAUCCUCAGACACCUGAGGGCCAAGAGCAGCUGGCCGGGCUUGGUGAGGGUCCACAAGCAGGCAAGGCGCAGGUGACAGGUGGCUUCAGGUGACACCGCUUCCCCUCGGAGGUGAUGGUGGUCUUGGUGGCUGCUCUGAAAGGGAAGAGGCAAGAGGAAUUAUGCUUCCAUUCAUAUUUUUUAUAUGAAUAUUUAUCGAAUUUUAUAACAAAUAAUGAUACAAAUCUCAUUCAUCGUGUUAUAUACAAUUAUUCUCCCUCCCCUCCUCUGGACUUCCCCUUCUGCUGAGUUAUUUAGUUUUAUUUAUUGUAUCCUGCUUUUCCUACACAAAAAUAAAAUCCCUUAUCAUUUAUCUAAAAUAUCUGUUACUCAAAUGAAAUUGUGAACGUUUAUUCAAAUCCUGCCAGUGAACCCAGUCCAUUCUGUUGUUUCUGUUUCUGUUGUUUGAAGUUCUUUUUGUCCUUCUCACAUAGUUUGUCUGUUAGCUUAGCCAAUUCUGCAUAGUUCAUCAGUUUUUCUUGCCGUUGUUCCUUUGAUGGUAUUUCUUCCGUCUUCCAGUAUUGUGCAAUCAAGAUUCUUGCCGCUGUUGUAAAUAAUGUCCAUUUCUCUUUAGGUAACUCUUGAUUUGAGAUACGUAACAAAAAGGCUUCCAUUCAGAGGGUUGAACAAGGCAACAAACACCUUUUUGUGGUUUUGGCACAAGCUGCUGUUCCAAACCAAGAAGGGCAUAACAGGAUUUAGUAUCUUUAUUAAACCUACAUGUGGUAGUUUUAAUGAGCAUGUGGUAAGCGGAUUUGUCACUAAUGUAGAGAGAGUAGUAGUAGUAAUAAUAAUAAUAAUAAGAAUAAUUAAUAAUGUAGAGAGAGUAUCGGCAGACUCUCCUCCAGCUCAGUUCACAGGUAACAUUGCAGCUCUGGCUCUCUGGACUAUCAUCAUGACAUGCCUUAAGUAGAGGAAGUGGCGAUAGAAGAAUCUUCAGGGACCUGAAAUACUAGUUUUCAGGGCCUGCUCACUUCCAUGUUGUCCUUUCCAAAAGCACUGUUGACCAGGGUUGCGGAAAGUUUGGGGGUUUCGCUCCCAAACCAGAACUGCUGGAAUAACCUCUCUAGCAAACAGUGUCUCUACCACUGAAACGUUAAUUGUCUUACUGAGACAAUGAGGCAGAAACUCCCAGUCCAACAUCCUGUGACUCUUUCCUGAUAGGCAGGCUGGAAACUUGUUCCUUUGGGUGCCAUUUGGGACAGAACCCGGGGCCAGGUCAGGAGAGGGCAGCCCUGUGGAAAACAAGAGGAGCCCGUUGCUCCCACUGGACUGUUUUGAGGCAGUUUCACAAUGCAAAUUGUUUUACGUAAGAGCAGUUCCAAGCCCAAUGCGGAGAGCAGCUGGCCCUAAAGUCCCGCAACCUGCAUCCUUGCUGGUAAUAAGAAUAAGAAGAAGAAUAACUUAUUAUUUAUACCACACCCAUCUGGCUGGGUUUCCCCAGCCACUCUGGGCGGCUUUCAACCGAAUAUUAAAAACAAUACAGCAUCAAACAUUAAAAACUUCCCUAAACAGGGCCGCCUUCAGUUGUCUUUUAAAAGUAAAACAGUUGUUUAUUGCCUUGACAUCUGCUGGGAGGGCGUUCCACAGGGCAGGUGCCACUACGGAGAAGGCCUUCUGCCUGGUUCCUUGUAACCUCACUUCUCGCAGGGAGGGAACUGUCAGAAAGCCCUCAGCGCUGGACCUCAGUGUCUGGACUGGAUGAUGGGGGUGGAGACGCUCCUUCAGGUAUACAGGACCGAGGCAGUUUAGGGCUUUCGAGAUCAGCACCAACACUUUGAAUUGUGCUCGGAAAUGUACUGGGAGCCAAUGCAGAUCUCUCAGGACUGGUGUUAUGUGGUCUCAGCAGCCCCUCCCAGUCACCAGUCUAGUUGCUGCAUUCAGGAUUAAUUACAGUUUCCAAGUUACCUUCAAAGGGAGCCCCACGUAGAGCGCAUUGCAGUAGUCCAAGUGGGAGAUAACUAGAGCAUGGACCACUCUGGCAAGUCAGUCUGCGGGCCCUAUUGAAACUUUGCCCCUAUUGAAGUUCCUUUUGUUACUUUGGGCCCAGUUCUCCACCCCUGAGCUGUGCCAUUUCGCUAAUGCCAGCAGCGCUGUGAACAGCAGAGACACUCUGAUUUGACCAGCUCUUGUAUGCAUACUGGGGUGUGCGUUAAUCUUUUAGAAACCCAAAACUAUGGGGGGGGGUGGAACGAACCAAUUUUUCCUUCCUUGCCACAAGCUAUGAAUUCACAUGCCAAAAGCCAUGUGUGGCAAGCACAAUGCUGUCUCUGUAGGAUGGCUUGAAACUUACCCAUUUCUUUCACUUCAAUUUCUUUCAAACUUCCUGGUCUGCUGUUAUCUUGACACACAAACGUCUCUCUCUUGUUUAGCUGGUUCUCAAGUGUGGCAGGCCCAAGGUAACUACUUCUACUUCUUGUAUGAAUACCAAGCAAACAGUGGAGAUCCUUACCUCCAAUGCUGCCUAGCCAUGCGCUCUUCAUCAAACAGCUGAGAAGCCUGUCUCCAUUCCAGAACCACGGAUGCAAACUCAACCGAGCAUGUUGCUAACAAGAGAGGGGUUGAUAGUUCUGACUAUGUCUCAAUAGAUCUUCAGGGUAAUAUUUGUAUUUUCCAAAAAGUAAAGACCCAGGACUAGGUUCCAAAUAUAUUAUCACCAGUGAGUGGCAAAUAAACUAAAAUGGCUCUUAAGCUGAAAUUAAGAUUGAUAAAGCAAGUAGAGACUUACUUACCUUUGUAUUACACUUUUAAUCAAUAUUACUGCACAUAUCAAUAUUUAAUCAAUAUUACCGUACAUAUCAAUAUGCUGGUGAUGGAAAGGGCUCGGUUGUCGCUGCUUCCUGCCCCACACAGCCUCCUUUCUGCAGCCCCUGACCCCCUCGCUGCCUUUUGUCGCCUCCAGGACACCAGCCUGCCCGUGGGGGCUUUCCUCUGGGACGUGGAGAACCAGAGCGGGGAGGACAUGGAGGUCUCCCUCAUGUUCACCUUCCAGAACGGCACCGAGUCCAAGGGGGACCGGAGUGGGGGCCACUGGAACGAGCCCUUCUGCCUGGAGAAGGACGGCCGCUGUGUCCGGGGCGUGCUGCUUCACCACUGCCCCCCAGUGAACCCCUACACGCUGGCCAUCUCCGCCCGGGAGAAGGUAAGGAGGAGGGCGUCGUGCAAGGAGGACGUCCGGAGGGAGGCCAGCCCCUCCUGCCAUGGUGGGGGAGAUCACUGUUGCGUUCCGAAGGCAAGGAAGGAUUGGACCCUGAUGAAUAAAAUACACACGAGGCUUGGCCAGCAAGGCUCCGGGAGGAAGUGCCAAUAAUAAUCUGUCAAACCCUGGCCCAGGACCCUUUUAUUAACAAAAUAAUUUAUAACACAGCGCUUGUAAGAACCAAUCAGAUGUCCUCUGAGCAUUUCAAAAAAACCUACCACGUGGUACAGAGUUAGAUCAGAGAACUCCUUUUAACUACAAAAACUACUUUGAGCAUGCAUACACGUUUUUAGGCUAAAUAAAACAGGGAUCAAGGAGGAAUGCAUUUUGCAAGCACAGGAGGUCAUAAACAGCAGUAAACAGGAGAGGAGGGAUGGCAAGGAAAGAUAGGCAUUUUUAGCAUCUCCUUGUGAACUCUCUUCCUGGCCCUUAAGAUCUACCUAGACUAACAAAAGCUACAUCAAAGCUACCUUCUAUCUUUAUGGCCCAGGAUGCCUGGUGAAGCAACCAGUCUGUGUUUCAGAAUGCUGAUACGUGCCUGUCAGGCAGAGAGAAAGAAAAUGAACAGUAGAGAAGAUGGGCAGAGAUGCAGAGGCUUAUGGGAUUUGAUCAGAAAGUAUUGUCAAUGACUCAAACCCAGUCAACACAAUGCUUUCACUGUUGACACAAUGGCUUGCUUCAUUUUUCAUAAUUCCUCAUAGCAAUCCCACCUGACCCCCACAGAUCACUCCACUCUCAACUCACCUGUCUCACAGGUGGGACUCUGGGCUGCUGGCCCCCUCCCUUGGCGCCCGGUCUUUGCCACAGGGCCGGGUUUCGAUUCCUUCGCUCUCCCCUCUAGGCAGGCACCACCGUGACCCACCUCACCACGUUCAACCCUGCUGGCACUGGGCAGGAAGUGUGGCAGGACCUCCUGGCAGAUGGCAAGCUGGCGUCCCCACCAGGUGAGCCCCAGGCCCCCCAGGAGGGGGUGGCACAGAGGGGGCGGGGAGGGAGCAAAAGGCCAGGUGCCCUGACAUGCAAAGAGUGUGCUCUCUCUUUCAGGGAAAAGCCCCCCAACGGAGAAGGGGGAGGCUUGUGCAGCAGCUGUGUGUGCCACCUGCACGGUGCCAGCUUCCGGGCACUCAACGCUGGAGUUUGCCUUGGCCUGGGAUAUGCCCUGCAUUCGGUUUGGCUCCAAAGAGAAGGAGCACCGCAGGUGAGCGCCUGAUGCUGCGGCCGAAUGAUACAUUUCGUAAGGUUUGGCUUCAUAGCUGAGGGAUCACCUGAGGCAAGUGUGGGCCUGAUUCCAGCCUCCUCUCGGCCAGGCAUUCUGCUGCUGCGGGUGGGGCCGGCUGCACUGGCAGGCUGUGCCACAGUGUGCUCAGCUGGCACACCCAGCCUCACCCAGACCGGGUGACGAGAACUUGUGGGCACCCGGGGAAGCUGGAUGUUGGAAGAAAGUCCUUUGCACCGCGCAGAGUUAAACUGUGGAACACUCUGCCCCAGGAGGCAGGGACGGCCCCCGACCUGGAGGGCUUUCCAAGAGGGCUGGAGAGAUUCAUGGGGGAGGAUGAGGAGUGGGCAGUCGAGGGCCGCUGGCCAUGUUGGCGCUGCUCUGCUCCCCACAGCCAGAGGCAGUGAUGCUUCUGACCCCCCCCCCCAGGGGAAAGUGUUGCUCUUGCGCUUGUGGGAAGAGGAUGGUGGCCCUGAUCCAGCAGGCAUUCUUCUAUGUCCUUGUGUCCAGUGUAAGAAGCUGUGCCCCCCCUUUGUUCCCAACCUGCUCUGAGGCAUUUUCCAUUGGGGGGGGCAACGCAGGCAGGCAGGAGAGAAACCAGCCCCCCUGACCUGCCACCUUGUGUUGCCUGCUGUUUGCAGGCCUCCUGGUCGGUUGGCACAGUCUUACCCCUAGGAAAUGACAGUCCUGGCUGUGGCCUCCCUUAGCCCCCCGUGACCCAUGCACCGCCCCCCCAACCACUGAGCAGGGCUCUGUGCAGACCCCCCCCCCCCGGAGUUGCCCUUGUAUCCCUCCCCAAACCAGGGAGAUUCCCAGACCGAGGCUCACAAAGGGAGAGGCGGGAGCUGAGCUGUUGGCUCAGGAAAUAACUAGACCCAGCCUGUGACCUUGACUCACUUUGUUCUUUUGUGUCCUGUAGCAAAUAGUUGCUGCUAUUUUUUUGAGUUUAGUCCAGGAAUCAUUGAUUGUAGUUGUUGAGUCUGGAUUUCUGUUUGUUUGUUAUUUGGUAAUAUUUUGAGAGUUAAUUUUAUUGUGCAAUGUUAUAUUCUGAAUAGACCGUUGAAUAUUACUUUAUGUUAGCUGAUUGUUUAAAAGUAACAUUUAUGAGGAGUUAGUGGCAUUGGGUGGGAUUUUUCCUGGACGUGGGAUCUUCCUUUUGCUUCCUGUUGCUUCUCCGGCUUGGCAGCUGCCUUGGGUGGAGCGAUACAGAAAGUGGUAAACAAACUAAAAGUGAAACGAAAAAUGGAAAAUUGAGGGAGUUGACCUGAGAGGGCUAGAGAGAAAUGCAAGCCAUGUGGAGGCCGGGCAGAGUGGCUGGACCUGUCCUCUGCCAGGCCGUGCCCAGCCUCCCCAUUUUGCCUGAGCGGGACUUGAACUGUGUGCCCUUUUCCUGCUCCAGAAGAAGAUGGGGGGCAGAGGAAGACCCCUGUCAUUCCCACGCGAUGCCUGGGCAGCCUCGCCAUCCCGUCUGCCACCUUCUGAAUGUGCAGGGGGCACCACCCCCCAGACUGGCACAUGGGCAUCUCUUCUUCCCCCCCCCCCAUUGAAGGCUGGCAGGGAGGUCCGCAUCUUUCCCCUCAAGCGGAAGGGGCUUGAUCACAGCCCUGCUGCAGCCCCUGGGAUUGGGCCCUUUGGGAGGUGGGAAGCCAGCACAAAGGCCUCUCGCCCAGAGACCACCCCUGCUCCCUGGAGCAGCCUGACGCGGGCAAGGAGUGGGCAGAGGGUCCCUGCCUGCUGUUUCUGGCGAGUGCUGAGUCUGGUGCCCUGAUGUGCCUUCCUCCUCCUCCUCUUCCUCUUCCUCUGCAGGAGGUACACGCGCUUCUUUGGCAGCAAGGGAGAUGCCUGCCCGGCUCUGUCUCACUACACCCUCUCGUGCUACCAGGCGUGGGAGGAGAAGAUUGAGGCCUGGCAGCGCCCCAUCCUGGAGAACAGGUACAGCCCUCCCUCUUCUGGCAGACACAGGCCGGGAGCAGAUCCUGGCCGCCAGGAAGGGCCGGGGGGGGGUCUCCCCCCACCUGAUGGGGUUCUCCUGGCCAGGCUGCUCAGGCACCCACACCAGGCCAGAGGGCCCAGGCCAGGGCAGGCGAGUGACUGUCUGCAAGCCCGCAUGGGGGUCCGUGAUAUGAGCUGCCCCCAUGGGACAGUCCUGCCCCUCCCUGAGUGUGGUGUGGCCCUCUGCCCCCCCCCCAGCUCCCUUUCCUUCCCUAAUAGGGCAAGAACCUCCGAUAUAUCUGCUAGGCACCAAAUGGCCCCUUAAACCCAACAUAAUGUCUGUUUGCCCGGUGGGCGCCUGAACUCAAUGACCCUCCGGGUCCCUUCCAAUUCUCCAAUUCUAUGGUCUCAGCUCCGUUGCUUGGCCACUGCUUGCUCGUACCAUUAUUCGUUUGUCCCAGUAUGCAAGAGGGAGAAACACGCACAGUGAAAAUGGCGUGAACUAUGGACUAAGGCAGAGGUUUUUAAACUGCGGUUGCCAACCUGGCACCCAGAAUUCUCCAGGUAGUUGCCAUUGGACCAAUGCUAGUAGCCAAGAUGUCUGGCCCCUGGCUAAUUUCUAGCCCUGCUCCCGGGUGGGGGCUUGGGGAUCCCUGCACCUCCUUCCUUGUGAUAGACUCCCAGAAUUGCAGAGUAGGAAGGGGGUUCCAGGGAUCAUCUCUUCCCAUCCCUGGCACCUGGCAGGUGGUCAUCCGGCCUCUGAUAAAGGAGGGUCCUCCCCCUCCUGUGGUUUUGAGGGAGGGCGUGGCAGUAGCCGGCUGGUUCUUCCUUGGGGGGCCCACGUACAAGUGCCUUUCUUUCCGCCCCCCAUUGCAGCGACCUGCCCCCCUGGUACAAGUCUGCCAUCUUCAAUGAGCUGUAUUUCCUGGCAGACGGAGGGACCCUGUGGGUGGAGCUUCAGCCGGAAGACCCCGCGGCCGCCCUGGGGGCCUCCCUGGGACUCUCCCAGCACCUUGCGGUCCUGAAGGAGUACGGGAGGUUUGCAUACCUGGAAGGUGAGGGGCAGGACUCUGCCCUCUGCCACGGCUUCUGCCCCAAGCGGCAGAGGGGGGGGUCUGUGGCAUGUGGCGGGAGGGGAGAGGGAAGGGCACCAGGGGCUUUGCCACCCCCAGCCUUGGGUCAGACUGAGGCACCACAAAUUUAAAGCAAUGUGCACCUUGGGAACUGUAGUUGCCCUUCCCAGCACCCGUAAACUACAGUUCCCAGGAUUAUGGAAGGGGGGAGUUCUUUGGACGUAUGGUGUGUGCAUUCUUGGGGCCGGGAGUUCCGCCGGUGCCCACCUGCCCGCUUCCCUCUGCUGCUUCCAGGCCAGGAGUACCUCAUGUACAACACCUACGACGUCCAUUUCUAUGCCUCCUUUGCCCUCGCCAUGCUGUGGCCCAAACUGGAGCUGAGCCUGCAGUACGACAUGGGUGGGUGAGCCUCCCCCCUCCCUCUGCCCGUCUGCCCACCCCCUCCCAGUCGUCUCUUCCCCCCCCCAAACGCCCCACGGGAGGGCCUCUGCUGGAGUCGGGUCCCGGGGGUGAACGGAGGGGGUAACAGCAGGGCAUCGCUUCUCCCUGGGCCUUGGCUUUUUCUGGGGAGGCCAAGGCCCCUUGAGCCAAAGGGGGGAGGGCAAGAGAGAGCGAGACCCCUCAACCCUGGACCCCCCCCUCUCUCUCCCGCAGCGGCCGCCAUCCUGAGCGAGGACACCCGGCCACGCAUGUACCUGAUGAGCGGGCAGACGGCGCAAGUGAAGCUGCGCAACGUGGUGCCCCACGACAUCGGGGAGCCUGGUGAGGCCGCACCUCCAGAGCCGCCCUGGCGCUCACUGGGCAAAGGGCAGCCCCCCACCCUGGCAAAAGAGGCGCAGGCUGAUCUCACCGCAGGCACAGCGAUGCCCCCUGGCCCCCACUUGCCAGAUCCGAGAACCCCCCUUCCAGCUGGGGGCGCAUCUCAUUUAUUUCCUGUAUUGCCUUUCUAUCCCACUGUUUUCUCCCAGGAGCUCAAAGGGGUGCCAGCAAUUCUCCCUGCACACAUUUAGUCUCCACCACACCCCUGCGAAGGGACGCGGGUGGUGCUGUGGGUCGAACCACAGAGCCUAGGACUUGCCAGUCAGAAGGUCGGCGGUUUGAAUCCCCGCGACGGGGUGAGCUCCCGUUGCUCGGUCCCAGCUCCUGCCCACCUAGCAGUUCGAAAGCACGUCAAAGUGCAAGUAGAUCAAUAGGUACCGCUCUGGCAGGAAGGUAAACGGCAUUUCCGUGCGCUGCUCUGGUUCGCCAGAAGCAGCUCAGUCAUGCUGGCCACAUGACCCGGAAGCUGUACACCGGCUCCUUCGGCCACUAAAGCGAGAUGAGUGCCGCAACCCCAGAGUCGGUCACGACUGGACCUAAUGGUCAGGGGUCCCUUUACCUUACACCCCUGCGAGGGAGGCUAGGCUGAGAGGCAGCAAUUGGCCCCCAAAACACCCAGUGAGCUUAGUGGCCCCAUGUUUUUUUUUUUUUAAAAAAUAGUUUUUAUUAAAGAAGUUCUUGUGUUACAAAACAAAUAAACAAGGAAAGGUACAUAGAGCGUCUCCACCAUCGGUUCCAAGAGCCUUGUUUGCACUUCAUUUACAUUUGGUCUGAGACUCUCCUGUCAUAGCCCAGUGGGGAUUGGAACCCGGGUCUCCCUCCCAGGUCUCAGUAGCCCAACGCCUGACCCGCUGCCCCUCCCUGGCUCUCCAGCCGAGGCCCCGCGUCAGGCAGGAUGGGGCCUGAGAGUCUCCCUAAGCCGCUGCUGCUUCUUGCCAUUCACCGCCAGCUCAGUUGCCCCCCAGUGCCCCCUCUGAUCUCGGGAGAAAGGGGGCCUUUCUGUGCAUUUUUGCCCUCUCUCCGUGGGGCUGCCUCUGCCUUCAGAGGGGCCUGAGACACGCUUGGAGGGGGUCCUCCUCAGGGUGGAAUUGAUUUAAAUCGAUUUCAAUCACAAUUUCGAUCACUAGUCAGUAAGACUUGGUUUCAAUCAUUUUUACAGAAAGACUCCUCCUUGCUGGUACAAUCUUAAUAUUUACAACCAGAUGAAGGUUUCCUUUUUGGAAUAAUAAAUUUUCAGAGUAGUUUUUACAGUUAUAUCAAAUAUUACUGAUAUGGUUAUACUAUUAGAAAUACAUAGAAAGAGAAUUGUGAAAUUACAGUGAGGUUUAAUAAGUUAAUUGUUUAGAUUUGGACAGCUUUUCUGCUGCACUUUAUUGGAGAAAAACAAUAAUUUCCUUCAUAACAAUUUAAACAAUUUGUUUAACUAAAACAAUAACAUUAUAGCAUAUGUAUCCAUGUUUGUUAACUGAUGUGGUUAAACAAUUCUUUUUUAAAAAGCAACUUGAACUGAGUUUUAGCACACAUAAAAAAACUUAAAACAAAUCCUUAUUUCCUGAUGAAUAGCCUUUGGACUAUAAUGUAACUUGAACAGAAAACCUUUGGAAAGAUUUUUCUUCUGAAAGCAUUUUAUUUUAAAAAUCAGAUUUAAAUUUUAAAAAUCAGAUUUUUAAAUUUUUUUUAAAAAGACACGAUUGAUUUUUAUCCACCCUGGUCCUCCUCCUUUGCUUCUCCCUGGCCAGCCCUCUUUCUGCUUGGCCCUUCUCAGGCGCAUGCCCGGAUCGUGCCCUGGGUGCAGACUCCCAAGGGUGCAGGGGUGGGGCAACGGGCAGGGGGACCCCCUGGGCCUCACUCUCCCCCCCCUCUCCCCCCAGAUGACGAGCCCUGGCAGCACCUCAACGCCUACCUGAUCCACGACACGGCCGCCUGGAAGGACCUGAACCUGAAGUUUGUGCUGCAGGUGUAUCGCGACUACUACCUCACGAAAGACUCUGCCUACCUGCGGGACAUGUGGCCCGUCUGCCAGGUAACGCCAGGAGGCGGGCUGGGGGGCGGUGGCAAGGCUGGGGCAGGCCAUGGCAGGGGCCAGGCCCCAAACGCCCCCACCUCCUCCCUUCCACUCCCUGCAGGCCGUGAUGGAGUCUGAGCUGAAGUUUGACAAGGACGGCGACGGCCUCAUCGAGAACUCUGGCUUCGCCGACCAGACCUACGACGCCUGGGUGGUGACGGGUGCCAGGUGAGCAGGCAGGAGGGGGUGGGCUGGAUGACCCUCAGGGGGCCCUUUCCAACCGGGAUUCUUUGAGGAGGGCUGCCCUGGCCAAGUGCUGAGCUGGGCUCAACACCCCCAGGUGGUUGCAGCGGCAGAGUGGUCAGUUUUGGGGCAGGCCCAGGCGGGCAUCUGGCGGGGAGGAUCUGCGCUUUGAAAGGGGAGGGGCUCCCUCUGCCAAAAUGGCUGCCUAGGCUGAGAGGGCAAAACAAGAACAACAAACCUCUGGUUACGUGAAACACACUCAGUAAACACACAAGACGUAACCGGCUGUACUUUUGAAUAAAUAAGGUAUAUUAUUCAUUGUCUCAAACUGUAGAUUCCAACAGAAGUCUCAUAAAGUUCAACAAAAAAAGCAGAAGACCCAGUGGAUCAGUUCAUCCUCUAGUCAGUUCAUGCAUAAGGUCCACACAUAUAUAAGUUUCUGUUCCACCUGUCUGUUCACAGAGUCCAGUACAGUGGUACCUUGGGUUAAGUACAGUGGUACCUCGGGUUAAGUACUUAAUUUGUUCCGGAGGUCCAUUCUUAACCUGAAACUGUUCUUAACCUGAAGCACCACUUUAGCUAAUGGGGCCUCUUGCUGCUGCUGCGCCACUGGAGCACGAUUUCUGUUCUCAUCCUGAAGCAAAGUUCUUAACCCGAGGUAAUAUUUCUGGGUUAGCGAAGUCUGUAACCUGAAGAGUCUGUAACCCGAGGUACCACUGUAAUCCACAUGAAGGGUUGUUACAGUUCCACAGAAUCCUUUCACAGAGUCUUACGCAUGAACUGACUAGAGAGCCUCCUCCUCAGUUUUUAAAAAUAUUUUAUUAAUUUUCAAAAAAUCUGCAAGAUGCAGUGUCAUUACACAGGAUCUGAUGACAACAUGCAGAAUCCAUAUGCAAUUAGAGACCGCAGUUGAACAAGUACAGACAUGGAAUGAAACCCAAAUAAAUAAAUGCACCAGAGGUGUGUUGGGUGCCUGGAAGGCAGCAACUGGAACAGAUUAUGGCACAGAUUUGAUGUUUAAACAAGGCAGGAAUGCAAAACACGGGCCUUGCCAUACCAAGGGAAAGGAUUGCAGUAUUCAAAUAACCCUGCGAGUCAGUGGCUCUUUUGGUUUGUGGGCCAAGGAGGUGGUCCUCAGCCAUGUUCCUCCUUUCUUACAAAUGAAAUAAAGGCAAAGCAGACAGCUACAACCCCCCCUUUUUUUUUCUUUGGCCCCAGAGGACUCUUGGCUUCUUCUUUAGCUUUUGCAGCCACAUUUCAUAUCCCACAUUUCAUGUGUCAAGUAGCAAGACUGGCCCCAUCUCUCUUUUUUAAAAAUAAUUUUUAUUAAAGUUUUACAUUUUUUUAACAUCAAAAUAUCAUAAUAUAUAACAAAAAUACCAUUCCCCAAUUCCCCCCCGCCCCAUGACUUCCCUCCACUUCCUCUUCUGGUUUUUUGGCAUAUGAACUCCUCCUGCUUAUUUUGUUAUUUCUUAGUUUUUAAGAUUUUUUAAAAUAUUUAUUAUUAUUUUCUAAUCAUUUUGGCAUAUUCAUUCUAUUUCCGUCAUUUAUUUUGUUAUUUGCAAGUGUUUAAUGAACCCCUGCAAGUGAGUCCAUUUCUUUGCAUUGAUUCUGUAAAUAUGACAUGAACGGUUCCCAGUCUUUCUUGAAAUCUCUAUUGCCUUGUCUCGAAGUCUUUCCGUUCACUUGGCCAUUUCAGCGUCUUCCAUCCAUUUCCCUUGCCAUUCUUCUUCUACACUUUUCCAUCUUUGUGCUGGCAAUAUCCUAGCUGCAGUUGUAGCAUACAUGAGAAGUUUUUUCUUCUCUUUUGGCAAAUCUUGACUAGACUGGCUGCAUCUCAAAACGAGAGUCUUUUAGGAGCAGACACGCCCAGUUGCGCCCAGAGUUGGGGGCUGGUCCCUACUUGCAAAUCAAUAGUCAAUAGUAACAAAAACUAAUCCAAAAGUAUGUAUUCUGACAAGGAUUACAAACUCUAACAGAGAUUACAAACAAACUCAUAAAAAUAUGUAUAACACAAUAAUUCAUUACAGAAUUAAAGAUAAGAGUUUAUCAGUAGAGGUAAGUUCAUGUUAGUCCAGAUUCGUCGUGGUAGCUUUUCUGUGCUCAAGAUACACGUUGCUCUAUCCACACGUAGUUGUUAUCCUUGAGAAAUGUAGAAAAUAACAGGAUAUAUUUAUCCGAAAGUCUUCAAACUUACAUGACCCUUUAAAAAUUAGCUGAUAAAGGUGAAUACAUCGAAACAGGGUCCUGUCCUGGUCUCUGAUCCAUAAUUGACUUCUGACUUCCACUCAAUGAUUGAAACUAAGACCUCCACGACAAAUCUGGGCUAACAUGAACUUAUCUCUGCUCAUGGCAGGCCAGGGCAUGGCUGGCAUGUGGCCCCACAGCAACUAAUCUGCAAAUAGCCAACAGCGCCCCCCUCUGGCUAGACACAGCAAGAGGCCUGAGCAGUGAGUCCCUCCUCAGCUGCAGCCCACCGGUCUGAGGACCCCAGAGCCCCAGAGCUGCUCUGCCCUCCAGCCCCCCUUCUGGUGGUGGCCCCAGCGUGGGCCCCGGUUUCCCAGCUAGGAGGGCUCCCCACGGUGCCCGUGUGCCAGGGCCGGCUCCUGCCAACCUCCUCCUCCUUUGCUUUGGCAGCUCCUACUGCGGAAGCCUGUGGCUGGCGGCUCUCAGCAUGAUGUGCCAGAUGGCGCAGCUCCUUGGCGAGGAGGAUGCCCGGCAGACGUACUCUGCCAUCCUGGCGAAGGGCACAGCGGCCUUUGAGAAGCUGCUCUGGAACGGUGCGUGGGGGCAAAGGCGGCUGCCUGCCUGCCUGCCUUCUCUGGGGGUGAGGGGGGGCUCUGGGAUGUCUGCAGGCGUCUCUCUCCCGCCCGGGAUCACCCUCACUCCGCCCUCUCCUCCAGGGAAGUACUAUAACUACGACAGCAGCAACAGCACCUCCUCGGACAGCAUCAUGUCUGACCAGCUGGCUGGGCAGUGGUUCCUCCGCGCUUGCGGCCUGGGAGAGGGCAAGUCUGAGGUGAGGAGGGCAAGGAGGGUCCCAGAGGGGGAGGGGGCUCGUCCGCAGUCGCGAGGGUCCCACCAGGACGCAGGGAGUCAUCCUUGGUCAGCUUCCAUGGCAGUGGAGGGUCAGCCUGUGGAGGGACUCCCCUCCUUUUCCCAGGGGCUGGUGGGGGGUCAGGCACCCCUCUUGGAGGCUCACAUCAGAUCACUUUCAAAAGACACCCGAAAGCAGCCCUGUGCAGGGAAAGCGCCUGCUGAAUCCCCAGUGUCAGAGAGUUCCAUAGGACUUGGUUGAGGACCCUAAAGCACGGGUAGGCAAAGUAAGGCCCAGGGGCCGGAUCCGGCCCAAUCGCCUUCUCAGUCCGGUCUGCGGAAGAUCUGGGAAUCAGCAUGUUUUUACAUGAGUAGAAUGUGUCCUUUUAUUUAAAAUGCAUCUCUGGGUUAUUUGUGGGGCAUGGGAAUUCAUUCAUGUAUUUUUUCAAGAUAUAGUCUGGCCUCCCACAAGGCCUGAGGGACAGUGGACUGGCCCAGUGCUGAAAACGUUUGCUGACCCUGCACGAAAGGCUGUUUUAUACUGCCAUCAGCUGAGUCUUGCAAACUCAAUUGACCAGUGAUUCUACAGCAGAUGAUCUCAGUGGCUGCGCUGGGACAGAAGGGCUCAGGGACCCGGGACCUCUGUUGUUCAGGGCUUGUGGUUUUAAUACCUUGUUGGGGCAACCCAGUCAGAUGGACAGCAUAUGAAGAAUAACUAUAAUUAUUAAUAUUAUUUACCGGUUUUUCACGUCUAUAAGACGCCUCCAUGUAUAAGCCACCCCCUAUUUUGGGGGACUCAGUUUUAAGAAAGUGAGGGGAGAUGCCCCCAAAUUGUUGAGCUUCUACCCCCUUGCCGCUGCGGGUGGGAAACACUCCCUAGAUCAUUUUCCGCCUGCAGCAGCACGACCCCAGUUUUUUGACAUGAUUUUUGAGUCAAAAGCCUCAUCUAACACACAGAAAAAUACAGUAUUAAGAUUUGUAUGCCGCCCUUCAUCUGAAGAUAUCGGGGCGGUUCGCAGCAUAAAAACAGACAGUCAAAAGACAAAAUGCAGAAUAGAAGCAAAGCGAGGGGCCAGGGUCCCCUGGGUGUCAGGAGGCCAGAGUCCUGCCCACCCUCCCUCUGCCCCUCCCGCAUUGCCGAGCGGGCUGGACUAGAUGGCCCUUGGGGUCCCCCGCUGCUCUCCCUCCCUGCAGGUCUUCCCCCAGAGCCACGUGCUGAGCGCCCUGAAGACCAUCUUUGAGCGGAACGUCAUGGGCUUCUCCCAGGGGACGAUGGGCGCCGUCAACGGCAUGCGUCCCAGCGGGGUCCCGGACCGCUCCAGCGUCCAGUCGGACGAGGUUUGGGUUGGCGUGGUGUAUGCCCUGGCCGCCACCAUGAUCCAGGAGGUGAGCGGGGGGUGGGCGCUGGGAUGGGCGGGCGAGAGAGGCGGGCUGGGGGCUGGCUCUCACCCCCCCUCCUCUUCCUCCUCUCCAGGGGCUGGUCCAGGAGGGCUUCCGCACGGCCGAGGGCUGCUACCGGACGGUGUGGGAGAGGCUGGGCAUGGCCUUCCAGACCCCCGAGGCCUAUUGCCAGAGGAGGGUCUAUCGCUCGCUGGCCUACAUGCGCCCCCUCAGCAUCUGGAGCAUGCAGCUGGCCCUGGAGCGCAGGGGGGCAGGGGAGGCCCAGGCGCCCCCCGCUUCCUCAGAGGCCUCUGACUCCCCCAUUGCCGUGAGCCCAUGAAGCGGCUCCCUCCCUCUCACGGCAGGCGUGGGGGUCCCACAACUGGCCAGCCAGGAAGGAGGGGCCUGUGGGUGGGGCUGCUGCCACCUCCCUGUUGGGCAAGGCCCCCCUAGUGUUCUUAAGCAUGUGGGGGGGCCCUGCAUGGCUGAGCCACUCCCUGGCGGGGGGGGUCUUGUUGCUGCACGGUGUGUAUGAAGGAUCUUUCUCUGCCCCCCCCCCUUUCUGACUGCCCUUUCCUCUUGGGGGUCAGUGGCAGGUGUCCCUGCCCGCCCCCGCCCCGCCCCGCCCCCAGUUCACAAGAGGAGCAGUGCUCCAUUUUCAAGGGGGUGGUAGAGGAAGGGGCCCUUCACCACCUGCUUCCCCCCCUUUUCUCUCCUACGAUUGAUUUGCACACAAUCAAGCUCUGUACAAUCUGGGGGCUGCCCCAGAGUUAUUUUUAGAUGCAGAAUAAUUUUAAUUUAAAAUAAACAGUUGUUGGCAUGGGGGGGCGCUCUGUGUAUUUUUGUGGGCGGAUGUCUGUUGCUCCAGGUGUGCUUUUAGGGGGUGGGGCAGACCCCCCUCUCCCCUGGCCAUUUCUGGGGCUUGCCUGGCCUGUUGGGUCUGUGGCCCAGCAUAGUUCCCUAAAUGCGGGGAGGGGCUGCAUCAACGUCCUGCCCCCCCCAGUGAUCCUCUGUGUUUCCAGGGAGUGCCUGCCCCUCGGCCUUCUCCGGGGUCAUGGGGUGGGGUCUGGCUCCCCUCUGGGAUGCCAAUACGCAAAUAGUAGGCUAGCCUUGAGAGUGAUUUCUCAUUGACAAUGGUGGAAAAGUUUCUUUAUUGGUUUUUUGGUCAUCAGCCCAUGAGACAGAGAAUUUAAAAGAAAGUUUAAGAAUACAGAAAGGCCAAUAAAAAGCCCUGAGCAAGCACAGUGAAUAAACUAUUGGCAACCGCUGCAUCAGACGUUUCCCCCACCAAAUGCCCUCUCUAGCGCAGGGGUCGGCAAGGUUUACCUCGCCUGGGCUGGUUCCCUCCAGCAGAGAAACCUCCGUGGGCCGGAGCGCGUGCACGGCCACAAUGUCCAGAGUCUGCGCAGACGCGAUUUCCGGUGCCACAGAAGGGAGUCCUCGCACUGUGUUGGUUUAGCGCAGCGCGCGGGGACUCACCAAGCAGGCGGCUCAAUUUGGG